Messenger RNA from Zea mays, 935 nucleotides. RefSeq lists its product as uncharacterized. Gene Ontology annotation, molecular function: protein binding. Lineage: Eukaryota; Viridiplantae; Streptophyta; Magnoliopsida; Poales; Poaceae. The coding region runs from base 53 to 781 and encodes 242 amino acids. The record is from RefSeq and is marked validated. The transcript has a single exon.
CACACUCCGGAAGCAGGAGCUGCCUGCGGAUUACACGCAUCUCGGCGCCCGCAUGGCCGAUCUCCGCCCGCCGGAGCCGGGCACGAACGGGUCCAGCGCCGUCGUGGUCGCCGCGCUGCCGGCCGUGGAGGCCGCGAAGGCCGCCGCCGCCGCCGCUGCGGCCGCGUGCGGAGCGCAGCCGCCCGCGCCGCCCUACUCCAAGCGCCGCCGCCGCCCCAGCGUCCGCCUCGGGGACAUCGACGCCCCUCCCCCGCGCCGGAACCACAAACCCUCCUCCUCGUCGCAUUCGCGCCCGCCGCGCCGCCCGCACCCGGACGACCCGGACACGCACGGCGGCCGGGGGCCCAAGCCGCCCGCGCAGCGCCGCCCCAGGACCGCCUGGAUUCCCGCGGGGCCCGCCGAGGGCUGCUACGACGACGAGGAGCGCUACUACGACGACGAGGACCAGUCCGACUCCGCGGCUGCCGCUGCCGCCGCCGCCGCGAUGGCUAGGGUUUCGGGCAGCCGCGACGCCGGCGGUGACGAGUCUGACGGGGUGGCGGACUGGGGCCUCCCCAACGGCCGCCUCUCCUCCGCGAUGCGGCAUGGCCGCGUCAAGGCCUGGCUCGAUGGGCUGGGGCUUUCUCGGUACGCGCCGGUCUUUGAGAUCCAUGAGGUGGACGGCGAGGUGCUCCCGCUGCUAACGCUGGAGGACCUCAAGGACAUGGGCAUUGGCGCUGUUGGGUCCAGGAGGAAGAUGUAUGCCGCCAUCCUCAAGCUCCGGAGCGACAACGCGUCCUGAGGUGGUGAGCGAGCUCUUAGCGUCUCAUUCUUUCCGUAGACUAGAGAGCUAGUAGUAAAGACGAGAAUAACUAGUGCUGCUUUUUCGUCAAUCCUUAGUGUGUUGUAUAUAGGUUUCAAAAGGAUACACAUUGCAAUAACAGUUACAAUUUUUU